CGCCUCUCCAUUUGUGUGGCCUUUGUUCAUUGGCCAGUGGGUAGAAAGAACUAAUGCAUGUUGGAGUAGUAUCACCAGGAAAGAUGUGCAGGUUGUGUGAGACGAAAUAUGCUUGAACUAAGUUGACUUAAUGGGACGUAAAGUGACAUGUAUAUUUCUCUCUGUCCUAUCGGCCUGGUUAUUGGUCGCACGCGAGAGCGCGCUAUUUGGUGAUGACGGUGGCUGGUCAUCGGGGAACCACAGUCUCAGAGAUGAGGGGCCCUGUAACAUCGAUGUCAUACAUUACACGUCUCUUACUUACGCACAGUUUCUCCAACAGUAUGCAUACGUGAAACCUGUGAUUCUUCGGGGCAUCACUGAUAACAAGAGGUUCCGAUUCUUGUGCUCCAAGUACAAUCUUCUGAGGGAGUACCGUGACAAAACAGUGAGACUCAGCACAGCUAAUACACAUUCAUACAGGAAAGUUGAUGUUCUCUUCGAUGAGUUUGUGGAGUACCUGCUGAGACCUCAGUCGGCAGGCACUCUGGGCAGUGAGACACUCUACUUCUUUGGCGACAACAACUUCACAGAGUGGGAAGCAUUGUUUGACGAGUACCAUGCACCCCCCUAUAAAAUCCCUCACACCAACCCAGCAUACAGCUUUGGCAUUGCAGGUCCAGGCACAGGUGUCCCUUUCCAUUGGCACGGACCGGGCUACUCGGAGGUCAUCUACGGCCGCAAGCGCUGGUUCCUCUACCCUCCGGACGAGGAGCCGGAGUUCCACCCCAAUCACACCACCCUGACCUGGGUCAGAGACGCCUACUCAAGCCUGGGGAUCCAACAGAGGCCUCUGGAGUGCACCAUCCGGCCAGGGGAGGUGCUAUAUUUUCCUGACCGUUGGUGGCAUGCCACACUCAAUCUGGACACCAGUGUCUUCAUCUCUACAUUCCUUGGUUAAUCUCUUAACCGUCUGCAAUGGGAUGGCAUUGAGGGUAACAUGAAGAAGACUGAAUUGCGUUACAGUAUACCUAUCUCAAUGGUAUUGAUCAUGUGUUACAUUUUAUAUCAUGAAUGGUUUACUGAGAAGAAAUGAUUUCCCUGCUCACAAAACUCUGUUGUGGAUUAAUGAAAUGUGAAGUGCUGAUUCACCAAAUGUUUAUGUGGUCGAUGUAAGGACAUGACUGAUGAUGGCAGACCCUCACCAAGUGGUUAAUACUGGGAUAUGGUUAUGAAUUAGUUUUACGUAAAGCCUUCUUGGUGUGAUAAAUCAUGGCUAUUUAUUAAGUGCAAAAUGAAACCCAACAGGUGAAGAACUGACACUUCAUGGAGUCCAGUGGAAUACAGUUCAUGUCCCAAUUUCCCUCAUGGAAAAGAUAUAAAGCUUGGAGUGAUAUGGAUAUGGAUUACACAAUUCUUAUAUGGCACAUACUAUAAAAGUGACCCAUUCCUCAUUUUCCUCAUAAACAAGGCAGACAUACUAAUUCCAUAUACUGCAACAUACAAAGUAUAAACUUUGUACGUGGAAUGUGUAUGAGUGGCUCAUACAAAGUGGUGCAUUUUUAUAAAACUUGUAAUUCCAAUUAUAAAAAGGGUUCAUCCAUAACAGAAACGUCAUCAAAUGUACACUGGGAAAUACAAAGUGUGUUUCGAACCGAUGACCAAAAUAAAUGAAUGUCUUUUUUAUGUCCA
Molecule: messenger RNA, 1668 nt
Organism: Engraulis encrasicolus (European anchovy)
Lineage: Eukaryota; Metazoa; Chordata; Actinopteri; Clupeiformes; Engraulidae
Gene: jmjd8
Product: jumonji domain containing 8
Exons: 9
Coding region: 131-937 (268 amino acids)
Cellular component (GO): cytoplasm
Source: RefSeq, a predicted model, not a curated record